AUGUUCCACUCUGGUUUGCUACUCGGAGCCCUGGCCGCCUCCGCAGUCGCGGUUGACCCAGCGGCAGUGUACAAUGGAGGCUACAGCUCUGCUAACAAUGUCAAGCUUCGCAUUGGUAAUGGUGGCGCUGGGCAGAGUGGAUUUAUCGAAGCCCUGGCGGACGCCUUCAUCAAGUCGAGCGUGAAGAACGGAUCCACCCCCUUCAAGGUCGCCUGGUACAAGAGUGACACGACGGAGUCCAUCAACUACCUGAAAGAUGAUACUGUGAACAUUGGCAUCACCUAUACUCCCGCCGCAGAGUCGAUUGCCAUCCAGCAGGGUGUGGCCAAAGAUCCUGCCUGCUCACUUGAACAAACCGACAUCUUGACCAUGUUCUCUGGUCUCUACUCCGCGGCAGAGACCGACAACGCCACUGUUCCGACCAGGUUCCUGUCCCGGUAUGACAAGUCUGCCACCAACAUCAAGGAAUCCGACCUCUGGAUCGGCAUUGGACAAGUUCCGUGGGCGACUGCAUACUCCACGUGGUACCACCAGUAUAUCGUCUAUCCCGUUCAGGCGUUGACGGCCGCUAUCCUUCUCGAGGAAUGGCGGAGUUUCACCCAGUGGGCUAUCAGCGAUGAAGGACAGGCCGUCAUCACUGGCUUCAAGAAAGACGGACAACAACUAUACUCGGCAGUUCCGGCCAACAAGACUGCUCAAUUCUGA
Messenger RNA from Aspergillus homomorphus CBS 101889, 705 nucleotides. RefSeq lists its product as uncharacterized. The coding region runs from base 1 to 705 and encodes 234 amino acids. The record is from RefSeq and is a predicted model, not a curated record. The transcript is spliced from 5 exons. Lineage: Eukaryota; Fungi; Ascomycota; Eurotiomycetes; Eurotiales; Aspergillaceae.